GAAAUGUUAUGCUGCUUGGCAGUCAGUCCACACAGAAGCAAAAUGGCCGAUAGUAAACUAACAGAUCUCGUACCGUCAGUCAGUCACCGUGGGCUUAUUGUGUGUGUUUUGUUUACAGCCUGAGUACCACAGUCGUGUAAAAGGAUAUUGGCCUCCCUGCGAUUCACGUCUCGGUGAUGUCAUUUCUUAUCCAACUUAGCCUUGAAAGCCUCGAAGAACUAGCUCGCUAAGCUAGCUUCCCUAGCUAGCCCGUCGGUCUGCGAGCGUCUUCUGCACGGGACGCACUUUAUUUCAGAUGUGAUUCCCGAGGUCAAAGGCAUUUCGGGGUCUGUCCAAACAGCUUCGACUGCGUUACAACAUCAACACGACAGGAGAAUAAGGAACGGGAAGAGCAGUUAAUGGAAGACAAGAAAAAGAAGAAAGAAGAAAAAAAGAAAAAGGAAACUUCUCAGAAGGUCCCAGAGCAGAACGUCAAAGUGCCAGAAUCAAACAAGUCCUCCUGUUCCCAGCAACCCACCAUCCCAGCCUCAGUCUCCCCCAGCCCUGGCCCUGUGGCCCCUUCUUCCCCAAGUCCUACUGCCACUGGGCUCUCUGCAUCUGUUCCUCCUGGUGGUGGGAACAAUGCAAAGCAGCGGACUGCUGUGGCCAACGGACAGCCCUCCUCCCUUUCUGGAAACCAAACUUCCCAGCAGCAGCGAUACAUGUCCAGAGAGGUUCCCCCAAGAUUUCGCUGCCAGCAGGACCACAAAGUGCUACUGAAGAGGGGGCAGCCUCCACUGUCCUCCAUGCUGCUUGGGGGAGGUGGGGGAGAUGAGAGUACAGGUGGGGUUGGGGGAGGCAGUGGCUGGGGUGCCACACCAUCUCUUUCCUCGCAGGAAGCAGAAAACACCAAUGCAAACACAGACACAGAUUCAAAUUUGGGUUCAUCCUCUCCUUCACCACCAAACACAUCAUCCUCAUUAUGUGUCACUACUCUGUCAUCGUCUUCAACUUCUACCAAUUCAACUUAUGCAAAUUCCACAUGGGGGGCAGGGUCCGUCAACCUGUCCUCCUCUCAGGGUUGUGACAAGAUCAUUGUGGAUGGGACUGAUCUGGACAGCUGGCCUAGCAUCGUAGGUGCAGCCAAAUUAAGUUCUGAUGGUUCUGGAGGAGUGCAGGAGCAAGAUCGCCCUGGUAACAAAAACAGUAGUGCCUCAUGUCGUGAGAACCUCCAGCAGAGAGGAGGAGCAGUUGAAGGAACAGCAGGGAAAGUGGACAAUCCCACUCAGCCUUGUUCUUCAACUCCUUCCUCUUUUUCAUCACAAAAUGAAUGUGUUCAGACAGGUGGUGUCAUGUGGAGUUCCUCCACUUCCUGUCGAAUGGAGGCAGGAUUGGGAUCAGCAGCAUUUUAUAAUUCCAAAGUCUCCCAUCUGCUUCCAGGACCCCAAGACAGUCCCGCAGAUGGCAACAGCAAUCUCCCUGGUGCCACCUUAAACCCCAAUGUGAAUCCCUCGGCCUGGCCAACGCUAGUUCAGGGGAAUACAUCAACUUCAGCUACUUCUUUACAUUUGUCCCCACUUCCUGUCAGUCCCACCUCUCUCUCUCAUGAACACAUUGAGACAGCAGAAUUAGACAUGGGUACAGAACAACAACAUCCCUUGAAAAACACAGAGCGCAGGCUGGGUUCAAGUGAAGAGGCACAAGAAGUGGGACCAAGACCAAAUCGAGAAGAUGGUGACAGGGGAGCUGUGUCUGAUGCUGAAGGAGAAAGCAGUGUGAAUAGAUCUGUCCCUUUGUCUUCAUCUUCUGCUGCCUCUUCUUCUUGGAAACCGUUGACUACAGUGCCCUCUGCUCAUGUAACGGGUGGUUCACAGGAAGAUCAAUGGAGUGGAGGACAGACUGGGGCCCAUGAACGAGAAGUGAAUCUGGGGGACUGUGGUAACCAGGGUGACAAUACAGGGUGGGGAAAAGGAAGGGAUGAUGAUGGUGCAAAUAUCCAAAAGGUAUCUCAGGGAGCGUGGAAAGAUAGGAGCUCAGAACUUGGCUGUGGGGAUACAGACGAAUGUGUAAGUUCAAAUAAAUUAGCAAUAGCAAGUGCAACAGUGGGUUGUGGGAGCAAAAACAACAGCAGUAGGGAUGGAGCUAUUGAAAGUGAUGGCGGGAGUUCUAUACAAGAUUCUGCGUCACCAAAGUCUGCAACAAUGGAAAAUGCUUGGGACAAUCAGAAAGGGAUAGAGAGUGGGUGUACAGCAGAACAACAAGGAGAAAGCACCGGAGGGGAUGGACCUACCUCUGGCGGUGAUGGUACAGAAAAUGGUGGAGAGGGGAGAGGUACUGAACAGAAAAAGGAAAUUGUCACCCUCUCCAACCAGACCUCCAAUGCGGAAGUGGCCUUACUUGGCAUGCUGAAUCGAUCUGACCUGGAUCCAAGGGUUCUAUCUAACACUGGUUGGGGGCAGACACAAAUUCGCCAGAAUGUGGCCUGGGAUCUGAACACCUCCAAACAGGGAGGAAACCGAAAUGAAAAAACAACAUCUUCCAUGUUCUCAUCAGGAACAUUAAAUACCAAUAGUGGGUACCUCACUACUUCAAGGAUAAAUACUACCGACGAGUCUGUUGGCAGCCAAACUGACAGCAUGAACUCUAACCCUGCUUCAGCGAGGGACACAUGGGAUAGUGGUACCUUACAAGCUACUUGUGGUUCUCACAUUUCUGAUGGCAUCAUACAACAGCCAAGAAUGCCAGAUAUAGAGGGCAGUCAAGGAAAUACUGCACGAAGUUGGGGUGAUCCUCCAACUGAGAACCUUGGCAAAGGAUGGACUGAAGAACACCAUUGGGGGGAGCAAAGAGGAGGGAACUGGAGGGAGAAAGGACAACAGAGCACUGGCUGGACAGUAAGCCCAGAGGAUAAAGGGACGGGGGGUUGGAAAGGAACUGAAAGGGGGAAGGUUGGUGGUUGGGGAGACUGGGCACAGAGUGAUUCCAAACCUGGAGCUGGGUGGGGAGAUGCUCGAAUCAGAGGCACAAGCAGCUCUGAUGAAGGAUCCUCGUGGGGUAACCCAGAUGAUUGUGCAUCUCAGCGGGGAGGAUGGGGUGGAGGAGAUGUCGCUAAGUCUCGCCAUGACUGGGGAGGUUCCAAGCAUCACACAGCAGCACCAUCACCAGACAACCAAGUGGCCACAAUGAAAAACCAACCACCAGGAGGAACUUUACUACAAGGAGGCUGGGACAGUCGGCCAAAUAUUUUAGGUGGCGGCCCACCAUCCAAGAUUCAAAACCAAAGUUCGGGCUGGGUAUCAGGCCCAAUCCCCCAAAUUUCAGGCGAUGACUCUGUAGAACCCAGUGGCUGGGAUGAGCCCUCUCCUCAGUCUAUUAGCCGCAAAAUGGAAAUUGACGAUGGGACUUCAGCCUGGGGAGAUCCCACCAAUUACAAUGGCAAAAAUGUGAAUUUAUGGGACAAAAAUAGAGCCCCGUCCAACGAAAGCCCUAAUCAGCAGGCCCCAGCAAUGCCACUGCAGCAGCAGCCACUGAGACGACACAGGGAUGCGAAUUCUGGAAAUGCAGCAGUUGGUCCAGGUAUGUGGGGAGGAGGUACACAAUCUGUUGAUAAUGGGUCAGGUGCUUGGAACCAACCUUCAGAUACGGCAUCAGGAUGGGGUGACUCAGAUGAUCCGAAAAUGUCUGGCUGGGGUUGCAUGUCACCCAACCCUGGUAAAAGUACCAAGUCGAUGGAGACCUGGGGUGCAAAGGGAGAGGGCUCAAUAGCAGCCUCCCGUCAUCCCAGCUGGGAAGAGGAAGAUGAUAGUGGAGUAGGGAUCUGGAAUAGCACUGGUUCCCAAGGGAGUAGUUCCUCCUUUAACUCUGGAGGCUGGAGUCAUGGAGGAAGGCGGGGCAACUUGAAGGUGGGGAGUGGAGACAGCUGGCUGAAUCCAAUAUCACGGCAGUUUUCAAACAUGGGUCCUCUGGGUGAGGACACCAGCCUAGAUAAGAAAGACGGAGACAAGAGAGGGAUUGCUGAUUACAAUGGGGAGUCGCGGAGAGGAGGAGGAGGAAGAAGUGGAGGAGGUUACCGCAUGUCUAAUUCCAAAGACAUGGGUCCUGUUGACAUGAGCACUUACGGUGAAAAAAUGGGUAGCCAUGGAAUGUAUGUUGGCAGCGGUGGUGGGAUGCAUCAGCCCCGGGGGAUACACCAACCUAGUGUGCAUCCAAUGAACCCAUCUCAGGGGCUUCGUGCUCAAGUGCCUCAUCCAUUCCUGUCUGCACAGGUGCCGGGUCCUAUGCUGAAGCAGAUGCCGUCUCCUGGUGGCAGUGUGGUUGGAGGUGUAGGAGGUGUUGGUUCCGUUGGUGGGGCUGGCGGUGUUGGUGGAGGAGUGUUCCCUCAGAUUUCCCCACAACAAUUAGCUGUGCUAAGCAACAUCUACCCCCACAUGCAGCAAUUCCAUCUGGCCUGCCAGCUUUUGCUACAACAACAACAACAGCAGCAGCAACAACAACAACAGCAGCUUCUGCAAAACCAGCGUAAAUUCCCACAGCCACAGCCACUCAGACAGCAGCUAGACCCACAGCAGUUGGCAAGGAUUGUGGCAAUUCUCCAGCAACAACGACAUCAACAGGGUGGAGCAGCUACAGGGAGUUCAAAAUUAUCCCCCUCUCAUCUUGGAGGAAGUCUGUCAAAGCAGCCAAUGGUUGAUUCCUAUCCACCACCUGGAGUGGGAGGCCAUGUAUCAGAUCCACAUUCCAAAAUGCAAGGGAUGUACUCUGGGUUUGCUCCUGGUGGCAACCUAUCAGGAUUGGAACUUGGAAGUCCCAUGAUGGGAGGGAUGAAAGACAUUGGAGGACAGCAGUCACGCUUCAAAUGGAUGAUGGAGGGACAUUCCCCAGCACCAUCUCCACCUGACUCAACCCUUCUCAAGAACGGCUCCACAGAAAACUGGCAGCGUACCCCUGGAAGUAAAAUGGGGAACAAGCCUUCCUUAUCCAGUUGGCCUCCAGAGUUCCAGCCUGGUGUGCCCUGGAACGGAAUGCAGAAUAGCGGUGACCUUGAUUCUGACCCUUACAUCACCCCCAGUAGUGUUCUUGGAUCCCCAGGACCCCCAACCCUCAAUGAUUCUGACCAUCAGUUAUUGCGAGAUAACAUAGGGCCAAAUCCUGCCCUCAACACCUCACUGCCUUCACAUGGUGCCUGGCCCUACAGUGCCUCAGACAGCCCACUCGGCAAAGCACACAAUACAGCAAAGUACUCAGAAUACAAGUCCAGCUGGCCCCCUGAGCCCAUCGGACAAAGUAAGUCGUGGAAGGCCAAUCGCAACAGCUCACAGCCGCCACGCCCCCCUCCCGGCUUAACAAAUCAGAAGCAGGGCGCACCCUCUCCUUGGGGAAGCGUAGGCCCACGGAUAGCCCGGGGCUGGGGAGCGGGUGGUGGUAAACACGACUCAAGAUUUGGGCCAGGCACAGCUUGGAGUGAUGGUGUGGCAUCGAGAGGCAGUUCCUGGUUGCUGUUGAGCAACCUGACACCGCAAAUAGAUGGCUCCACACUCAAAACGAUCUGCAUGCAGCAUGGUCCCCUGCUGACCUUUCACCUUGGCCUUACCCAGGGCAGCGCUCUGAUUCGCUACAGCAGCCGUCUUGAAGCAGCCAAGGCCCAGGGUGCACUGCACAUGUGUGUACUGGGCAACACCACAAUCCUGGCAGAGUUCCUGAGCGAAGAAGAAGUUGCUCACUAUUUUGCACAUUGCCAGGCUGCAGCUUCUGAUGAAACUAGCACAGGAGGAGGAGCAGCAGCAGCAGGAGCAGCUGCUGGUAUGCAGGUUUCACCUGGAGCAGGCAGCGUAGUGACCCAAGGUGGAGCUAGCUCUCCAAGAAGUGAAGGGGCAGUAGUGAGCACCACUUCGGGUGGAGAUGGAAGUGGAAGUGGAGUAGAAAGCGCAUCUGUUGGUCCGAGUGGUGUAAUGUCCCCCGGUUCUGGUUGGCAGAGUCUGGAAGGUACAGGUAGCUGUUCAGAAACCACCUCAGCCCAAGCGCCCGGGCUGGGGAUUUUUUCCCAAUGGAGUGCCAAUGGGUCAGGAGGGGUGGGGACUGGAACAGAACAUGGCAGGUCUGGACUUUGGGGGGGCAUGGCUGCAGGAUACCAUGGUAGCGGCCUGUGGGGGGCACCACAAAUUGAGGAACGGCACCAAAUGGACAGUCCCGCUGCUUUGUUGCCGGGUGAUUUGCUGGGUGGUGGAGCUGAUUCGAUCUGAAGAGCCUUGUCCUUAUGUAGGUUUGGACACACUGAUACUGCAUACACUGGGAUAGACUAUGUAUUUACUAUAGCACAUCGACACAUUUACAGAUAUGCAUAUAUUAAUGUUCCACACAUGUGCAUACACAUUGUUUGCAUAUCAAUGUGCUCACGCAUAAAGAAAAAAUGUGAGACAUGCUUACACACAUUCUUGUGGCCAGACUUAAGCUAUUAUAUAAUAAACGCAGGGACUGUUAGUUGUAUACAGCCUUUUUUUCCACAGAUGAAGAUUUCAACUGCUUAGACUUGAAAACUGAAUAAGAAUGGUAAGUCAGUUGGUCUGAAAGACUAGACGAGACUGUAUUGUGCUUAGUAAAUGGAGGAUUUUUGAACAGAGUUUCAUUCAUACACCAAAUUCAGAUGCACCUUUUAAAAGGUCACUGUAAACAGCAUUACCUUCAUUGUUUUAAGAAAAUGUAGAACUACGACUUGUGAAAAGUGCAGUUUGUAUUCACGCAUCUGGUAAAAUGACAUUAAUCCAAACACAUGCAAUCAGCUCUGAUUAACAGAACUGCAUCUUACUGUGUAUGUCAAGUUUGUUUAUAUUUUUCCAAUUUGUAUGUAAGGCUUUAAUUUUUGAAUUGUGAAAAUAAUGUUAUUUUGUUUUCAAAAUGCUGACCUCCUACUGUUUUACCUUGCGCACUCUUGUUAUCUCUUGAAUAUGUUUGUUACUGUUGCAGUGAUACAUGUUUAAAUUGAGGCUUUUUUUAAAAGUUCAUUUUGCAUUUCUCCUUGUGUGGAUACUAUUAUCAUUCACACUAUGGACAUGAGAGUGAGUGAGACUGAGACCAAGUAAGUGGAUUAAACCACCACUGUUAAUUUGUGCGCGUGCGUGUGCAUGUUACUGCCUGUCAAAAGUGCAGGCAAGGCUGCUUACUAUACAGAAGGUCUAUAUGAAUUGUUUUGUGUGUUCGUUGUACUGCUGAAUGUGUUAAGAAUAUUGGCACUAAAGCUUUUUUCUCUUAUUAGAAGUUGUUUGUUUUUAGUAGAGUUAGAUUUAUAUUGUCCAAACUGCAAUAAUUGAAAAAAGUGAAUGACACAAACAGCUAAAGGCAUACGUGUUAGAAAAAAAAUGAAAUGCCAAAUCUUAUCAAACUCUGUGGAAGGGGGUGGGGUGGGUUGUUUACAAAUGCAGAAAGAGUUACCAUACGUUUUUAAUGUUCUGAUGAUGUGUAUUUGUUUUAAAUUAAGACAGGUUUUAACACUCCUGUUCAGUGGUUUUGUUUUGAGAUUUUACAAAGAAAAACAUAUUUAAACUAAUGAGAACAAUAUUAAUAAAGUAUUGGCUUGUUUAAAAUGUGUAUUGGAGUCACUUCAGAUAUUCUAGUCUUGUCUUUGAAAUUAUAAUGUGGCGUGGGAAUCAUUAAGCAUGUCAUAAAGCUCACCUUUCAAGCGCGUUUAUUGACCUUGCCAAUUAUAAAUUGUGACAUCAGCGACUUUCCGUACCCAAAUCAAUCCUACAUCGGUUUACUGUAAACUGCUUACGUUAUUAAAAUUAAGCCCCCUCUCACAACGAUUUGAUCAUUUUAAACCGUUUUAUUCUUUGCAUAAUCCUAUUUGAUCAAUUGUAUUGAUAACGGGUAAUUGUGCAGAAAAUAACGUGAUGAGAGAUCGUAAGCGCUACAAAAAGGUUCACG
This is a messenger RNA of Corythoichthys intestinalis (scribbled pipefish), 7896 nucleotides long. RefSeq names its product trinucleotide repeat-containing gene 6B protein-like. Gene Ontology annotation, biological process: positive regulation of nuclear-transcribed mRNA poly(A) tail shortening; miRNA-mediated post-transcriptional gene silencing. The record is from RefSeq and is a predicted model, not a curated record. Lineage: Eukaryota; Metazoa; Chordata; Actinopteri; Syngnathiformes; Syngnathidae. Gene Ontology annotation, cellular component: nucleoplasm; P-body. The coding region runs from base 399 to 6218 and encodes 1939 amino acids. The transcript has 22 exons. Gene Ontology annotation, molecular function: nucleic acid binding.